This is a messenger RNA of Paraglomus brasilianum, 531 nucleotides long. The record is from the annotation of a GenBank genome assembly. Lineage: Eukaryota; Fungi; Glomeromycota; Glomeromycetes; Paraglomerales; Paraglomeraceae.
AUGGGAGUAGUUCUGGCGAUCAAAGAAAUUAAAAGUAAAGACUGGAGCGCAGAGGAGUUUUGGAAUAUUCAAAUCAAAGAUGAUCACAAAACUGAGUGUAAUGAAUUCUGGCAAAGUGUCUUUAAAUCGUUAUUACAACAAAGAAGUAUUUCAUCAGAUUACGGCAACGAAAAUUUUGUAAAGAAAUUAUUUCCCGAUACGGAAAUACCUAUAGUUUGUUCUAUCGACGAGGCACAUGAAUUGCUUACAAAGGCAAAAGGUGAUGAAACCUAUUUUGUUCAAUGGAGACGACAAAUUCGAAAAAUUUCAUGGGUUGGGUUCUUUAAUAUUCUUCUCAGUACAAGUGGGAAGAUUGGCAAAUUCCUCCCUCCAGUGACAAAAGACACUAUCUCUGCCAGAUCAUAUGAUUUCAUUAUAUUUCCCGCGUAUUUGGAUGUCAACACCAUGGAUAUACUAGCAUCACUUGCUGAAAAUGUUGGUCUAUCAAGACUUUAUCCAAUGCCCAAUCAAAUCUUGCCUGCCUGGGUAUGA